Aedes aegypti (yellow fever mosquito) is the source of this 5433-nucleotide messenger RNA. RefSeq names its product phosphatidylinositol phosphatase PTPRQ (gene Ptp52F). Lineage: Eukaryota; Metazoa; Arthropoda; Insecta; Diptera; Culicidae. Gene Ontology annotation, biological process: protein dephosphorylation. The coding region runs from base 482 to 5266 and encodes 1594 amino acids. The record is from RefSeq and is a predicted model, not a curated record. The transcript is spliced from 13 exons. Gene Ontology annotation, molecular function: protein binding; protein tyrosine phosphatase activity.
UUGAUGGAUUAGUUUAAUUGGAAAAGUGCAAUCAUUCGGGGAGGGUGUUGUGUUGUGUCCUCGAUCUCGGCCGUGGGGGUUCCUAGUGUUUUUCCUGAAGAGUGCGUUACCUAUUACACGUUGAAGAACUUAAGGAACGAGGCCAUACGCAUCAAGAGUGCGAGUUGAUACAAUUGAAGCAUGGAUGAGUGAUAUCCUGUUAGUCACAGCAGGAAUGUCGCAGCCGGAUGAAAGCGAUCAGUGAUAAUAUGUACUUGAAGAAAUGGCGAAGCGAUAUGGAAAGCACUUCUAUGAAUGGAUCAAGCGAAUACGAAAACAAGAAUAAAUAGAAAAUAUACCAAUAGAUCAUUGAAGUUUGGAAUUGCACUGGCAAAGGAAGGAACUAUUAACUAGUGCUGGUGAAUACAACGAAACUCGGUGAAAGAUGUGUCUAGAACAAUCGAUAUCAAAAAGUGUCAUAGAAGCAACGUGAUCAGAAGUAAUGGUUAGUGUUAAAGAAAUACGAUUUUUCCAAUUGAUAUUGUUGAUAGUGCUGGUGCUGUUUGACGUGGUGGCAGUUGAUCGCCCAGUAACGGAAGUACAGAAUAGUUUGGUGACAUCAGCACAAUGUGAACCAGAUUCGCAGCUAUCAACUACGCCAGUGAACUCGAUAAUUGAAAGUUCUACGAGUGAUUGGACAACGAUCGAGGAUGACUUAACAGCAACAACCACUACAGAUGAUCAAUCAACAGUAACAAUCCAAACGGAAAACUAUCUUUCAAACGAGAUAGAUGACUUUUAUCACACGACUUGCCUGAUCCUCAGAACAAAUGUUGCCGAAAAAAACGACCGUAAAGGCCUUCCAGGGUCUAAAUCGUUCACGUUCACUGGGCAACCCAAUCCUGGUGUCUCUAGUCAGAGCAGUGACAUUCUCAACGUGAUCCUUACCUACCAUCCAGCAGUGUUAGAAGAACAUAUUUGUGUGACGUUUCUGGAUGGCUUUGAGCAUCACGUGGAAAACGUGAUAAUCCGAGGGGCGAAUUUCUAUGGAAUUGUGAAACCAGAUGCCUCUCAUUUGGAGACAAAAGUUGUCAAUCGCUGCGACCUUUACACAUACAAUAUAACAGCCGAGUACCAAAAUGGUAAAUCGCAGGUAAAACAAUUGUUCACCGAUGAGCUUGUUGGAAGCUAUCCGGUAAUUGUUGCAAAAGAUGGAUAUAUAGCAAUAGAAUGGAAAAGCAUAGAUACGAGGAACUGUUUUACAUCGUUUGUGGUAGAAGAGAGAUCUAUGAAUGGAACAUUAGGGAAACACAGCCAUGUGAUUUCCGGGGCUAAACAAAAUGAAGUGCUAUUCAUUCGACUCAACGCAACUGAUGUAUGUUUAUUGGAGUCUGUCAACGUUAGCGCGAUACUAAACGAUGGUUUGCAAUGGGUAAUGCCACCUCCUCUAUGGAAUUCAGUUCAAAAUCUCCGUGUACAGUACAUAAAUUCCAGUGCUAUUCAGUUAGCUUGGGACAUUUCAGAUAUUUAUUCACAUUGCGUUACACAGUUCAGAAUUUUUGUCGCGAAUGGUUCAUCACUCUUUUGGAGCACCACGCUAUCAAACAUUGUUAUCAAUGAUUUGGAAUCCUGUAAGAACUACUACUUCUAUGUGGUACCUGUAGAUCGAUACGGUCGGAAGCACCGUACUACCAACAUUUCCGUGUCCCUGCCUGAAGAACCCAUUUCUCGGGUUCAAAAUGUCCGAUUGAAAGGUCGAGAAUUGCGCUGGGAGUUACCUGCUAGAGGCUCAAACUGUUUGGAUCGCUUCAUCGUGAUUCAAAAAACAGAAAAUGACGAGCACUCGAUCACCAACACUACCGUUGUAGCGAAGAUGUCUACACUUCGUAAAUCACAACCAGUAGUCUUCCGGUUCCGUAAAAUGACCGAUGAAAUAUGCCCAAUGUCUGGCCCACUUCAACUGAGCAUAAUACCCGUAUCGGCUAGCGAUCAGCUGGGCCCUUCCUACGAGGUAACAGUUCCGCCUCCGAAGCCAGGUCCUGUACAGCAGUUAACCACAGAUACAAGCGUUGAACGGCAAAUAACGUUGACCUGGAAAAAGCCUGCCCUUCGUCCGGAGUGUGUAAGCAUGUACCGAAUUUCCUACGAUGACCGGAACAUUACGAGUAGCGAAACGACAGUCACAAUAUCGAACCUUAACUCUUGCGUUGAGUACAACUUUACCGUAGCUCCGGUAGACUUUGCUGGAGAGGAUUGCGAAGGUGUAACGGUGAACGCAACCGUGAAGGAAGAGAAGUUAAGUGAAGUGGAAGACUUGGAGCUGGUCGAAGUCGAUCCUCGGUCGUUGAUGGUCAGGUGGAAACCUCCGGCGAAUGGUACGUAUUGCGUGGCUUCCUACCGGUAUGUGGCGUGGGUUACCGGGGAUAGUGAAGUCCCGGUUCAAAUUUCAAACUCUACCACGGACGUCCAUGUUACCUUUGUGGAGGUGUUUGCAUGUACCAAGUACAACGUUCAGGUCAUACCAGUGUCCAAGGGAAACAACGAUGGCAACAAUAUGAUUGCAGAGAUUUUGACGAAAGAGAGAGUAAUCUUAAGAUACCACAUUGAUCCCGUGCGGAUGAGAAACCAAAUGGCAAGAAGUCUUGAACUGCAAAGCGCAUUGACGAAUGAUAAUAACAAUUUAUGUGAACUGUAUUCUGUACGGUUUACCUGCAGUACGUAUGAGUCGGAAGAUGAAGAGCUUACAGUGAUAACAGGUGAGGCACCUAUUGAGGAUCCAAAAUCUGCUUUCUCAGCCGUUGUUGCUCCACUGAUGCCAUACCACGAGUACAAUUGUUCAGCAGCGAUUCUCAAUAAGGCCGGUUGGUCCGAUGAAACUUCGGCCGUCACCUUCAUUACCGGAGAAGAUUUUCCAGAGCAUCCACGAAACCUGCAGUUGGUGGGAAGCUUUCGCAUGAUUGAAUUACGUUGGACAGCGCCUCAGGUGAAGAAUGGAAUAAUUACGCGCUAUCGGGUUCAUAUCAGGUCAGAAGGUGCACGAUAUCCAAACCCUACUUAUUGUCCUGAACCCGACCCUUACACUUCCACGUUUGAUCUGCAUGAAGAAGAUGAUAACACCCGUGUAGGAAAUUGGAACAAUGACGAAUUAGAUCAUAAGAUUUCUUUUCUAAUGCCUUACACCGAUUACGUGGUUCAAGUUGCUGCCGCAACUAAGGCCGGAUUGGGACCAUAUACCGAGAUGGUGUCUGUGUCGACACUACCAGAGAAACCUGACCCAGUUCACGAGUUCCUAGAGUACAACGUUACUCUGCCGGAGAUAGAUAAACCGUACAAUUCGACUGUGAGCCUCACGUGGAAAAUUCCGUGCAAUCUAAACGGACGAUUGCGUAGCUUUGCGGGUCGCUUCGUUGGCUUCCGAAGCGGUUUGGAGCAUAAUCUUGAUUGGAGCAGAACCCUUGAGCCAGGUGAAGACAUUUUGGAAAACUAUAGCCUUACUGAAGCGCGUCUUGAGCCGGAGUUUGUCUACAAUGUCUCGAUCAUGAUCUCCGUGGACGACGUUGCAGAUCAAAGCAACGCCACGUUCCUGAGCUUCCAAUCACCAGCGGGCAUUCCAGUAAUUGACGAAGAAAUCAACUGGGGUACAGUGAACGUGAUGAACGCUCCCAAUCCUACGAAGUCGGCAAUGAUCAGCCUGGCCGAUAUUAUCUUCGAGUUUAACGUAGGAAGCAUUCAGUACGUGGCGCUAUUGGUUUCCGAGCGUCAGUGUCAGGAAGAUCCGAAACCUCAAAGAAAUCUUUCGAACGAAUGGCCCGAGGUUCUUUCGUGGAAAUCGGCCAUUGAAGCUCCUUGCACACCGCAGUAUCAGACAACUCCAAAGCAAUGGAAUCCGAUGGAGGAGAGAAGGUUUCGAGGCAGAUCGGAUGACGAUGUUCUAUACGUUAUUGGAAGUGAGACUUGCGAGGCGGGGCAAGAAUUUUGCAACGGUCCACUGAAACCAGGAACAGAAUACGCAUUGAUAGUGCGGGUUUUCACCAACAGUGGGUACAGCGAUUCGACGUUGCAAAUUUUCCGAACGGAUUCUCUGAUUCAGCUCACCAUUAUUGUUAUCUCAAUAUUCGCCUGUCUUCUAAUGGCAUUCUCGCUAGGCUUGGUGAUCCUCUGGAGAACGCAUAAGCUGACGAUACCACCGCAGACCGCCGUGCGGUCACCGAAUGAAGAACCCGCUGACAUACCGCUGAAAAGCUUCUCGGGAAUCUACGAGGAACUGAUUCAAUCAAAUCGGGAGAAGAUCAACAAAGAAUAUCAAGCGAUCAACUUCUACUCCGAACAGCUGAUCAACGAGAAGGUGACCUUCUUCGUUGCAAAGGAAAACGAGCGUAAGAAUCGCUAUCUGGGCAUUUUUCCCUACGACGGCAAUCGAGUUCCGUUGGAGUGCGAUGACAUCGUAACCGAAGAGGAGGACGAGGAAGUCAACGACUACAUCAACGCGUCGUUCAUCGACGGCUACAAGUAUCAGCGCGAGUACAUUGCAACGCAGGGUCCGAAGAAGGAAACUUGCUUCGACUUUUGGCGGAUGAUUUUGCAGUACGAGGUGGAAACGAUCGUGAUGCUGACGCAGACGGUCGAGAACGAUCGGAUCAAGUGCUAUCAGUAUUUCCCGCGGUUCAACCAGACGUUGCGCUUCCGGGACGUAGCGGUCAAAUGCACCCAGGAGCUUAAUCUGAGCUUCUAUCAAAAGCGUUUGUUUUUGGUGUCUAGGGAUAAUCUGACCAGACCCGUGUUUCACUACCAUUUCCUAGCAUGGCCCGAUCAUGGCUGCCCGGCCAGUGCUUCCGACCUGAUCAAGUUUAUCAAAAUUAUUCGCUCGGAGCGAAAGAAUCUUGCACUUCCCGUCGUCGUCCACUGCAGUGCCGGAGUAGGCCGAACGGGAACUUUGAUCGCGCUGGACAUCAUUCUGCAGCGAAUCCAGCAGGAAAAGAAGAUCAACAUCUACGAGACGGUCAAGCAGCUGCGUAGCCAGCGAGUGAAAAUGGUUCAAACUAGCGAACAGUACGCCUUUCUGUACCAUGCAUGCCUAGAAUACACAACCAGGAACAAUAGGAAAAAGCCAAAGACUAGCGACGAAGAGAGCGCCUCGUCGACGAGAAGUAACACGAAUGCGCCUGGGAGUGUAGCAGCAAAAAGUGCCCGGAGGAACAUGAUCAACAUCAAGUUUCCCAAGUACGUACACAGUGGAAUUUCCAACGUCAAAAGCUACGCGCCGGAUGAUGUCGAGGCUAAUACCUGAGGUGGGAGAGAGAUUGUUUAGCGACGAAGUGUGCCAUUAUCAGAAUUGAAAUUGUAUUUUCCCUUUAAGAAGUGAUUUUUAAAGGCUACAUGAACUUUGGUUUUAGCACGAACAUUCUGUGGAAUAAAGUACUAGUCAUUUGCAAUAAAGUAGCAAUUCUAUUAAAA